AUGGCGGCAUUUGUAUACCUUACCACUGGGAUGGUCUCUUCAUCUUGGGGGCAGAUCAAGGCUGAUGGGGAGCAGGUUGAAAUUCCUUUCGUGUCACCUUCACAUCUGUCCCUGUCCCUUUCUGAUUUGCCUAGGGGUGCCACGUCGGUGGUGUACAGCUGUGAAGACCGAGAGACCCAUGUCCAGUACGCUGCCAAAAUACUGCAGAAGACGAUAGACAAGAAAAUUGUCAGGACCGAAAUUGGCGUCUUGCUGAGACUCUCGCAUCCAAAUAUAAUCAAACUCCGAGAGAUCUUUGAGACCCCUUCGGAGAUCACCCUCAUCCUGGAGCUCGUGACGGGUGGAGAGCUCUUCGACAGGAUCGUAGAGAGGGGCUUCUACAGCGAGAGAGAUGCGGCCAAUGUGGUGAAGCAGAUCCUGGAGGCUGUGGCCGUAAUCCAUAAGAACGGAGUGGUCCACCGGGACCUGAAACCAGAGAACCUCCUCUAUGCGGAUCUCUCCCCAGAUGCUCCUCUCAAAAUUGGUGAUUUUGGGUUAUCCAAGAUUGUGGAUGAACAGAACACAAUGAAAACUGUGUGCGGCACCCCAGGAUACUGUGCUCCUGAAGUCCUCCACGGGUCACCGUACGGUCCUGAAGUGGAUAUGUGGUCGGUCGGAGUCAUAACUUAUAUCUUGCUGUGUGGCUUUGAACCGUUCUUCGACCCGAGAGGAGAUCAGUAUAUGUAUAGCAGGAUUCUAAACUGUGACUACGAGUUUGUCUCUCCUUGGUGGGACGAGGUGUCUCUUAAUGCCAAGGAUCUGGUUCAAAAACUGAUUGUCUUGGAUCCCCAGAAAAGACUGACGGUGCAGCAGGCGCUGGAGCAUCCGUGGGUCAUGGGCAAAGCCGCUAAGUUUGCUCACAUGGACAGUACGCAGAAGAAGCUACAGGAAUUCAAUGCCCGAAGGAAGCUGAAGGCGGCAAUGAAAGCCGUCGUCGCUUCUAGCCGUCUGGGCAACCACGGCCACCACGACGGUUCUAGGAAUGGGCGUCAUCCGGAUACGGCCAAAGAGCCACGCCUGGACCAGGGAGCAGAAAGCACCCUCGCUGUUGAAGACGACCUUUAUAGUAAACCCUCCGGGACCAGUUUGUCAGAUGCCGGCUCGGCACCUCCCUCGGCUGAGGCCGAGAACCUUGAAUCAUUCCGGACUGAGUACUCCGUUGCCCCGGCGGUUGCGGUGAAUGGCACCGGCUGCCCGAGUUAACCCUGCAGGAGUUCCAGCUCUUUUGCUCUUGCCAACCAUUCAAGGGGUCAAAGUCUAUCCUGCCCCCCACACGCUGUGGAGAGACCCCCACAAAAGCCACCUGCCGGAUUGGGAGAGUGUGCAGAGGGAAGGGCGGCGCUUCUUAACGAAGAAAUAAUCUGGUUGUGUAUAGCUUUGCUUGCGGAUGCUCUGGCUUCAGUUACCAGUUUCACUCCUGCUACGGACUUUAC
Gekko japonicus is the source of this 1472-nucleotide messenger RNA. RefSeq names its product calcium/calmodulin-dependent protein kinase type IV-like. Lineage: Eukaryota; Metazoa; Chordata; Lepidosauria; Squamata; Gekkonidae. Gene Ontology annotation, molecular function: calcium/calmodulin-dependent protein kinase activity; ATP binding; calmodulin binding. Bases 1 to 1242 code for a protein of 413 amino acids. The record is from RefSeq and is a predicted model, not a curated record. The transcript is spliced from 12 exons. Gene Ontology annotation, biological process: protein phosphorylation.